Messenger RNA from Coregonus sp. 'balchen', 10176 nucleotides. The record is from the annotation of a GenBank genome assembly. Lineage: Eukaryota; Metazoa; Chordata; Actinopteri; Salmoniformes; Salmonidae.
AUGCUGGCCUCAUAUGAUGAUGGUAGGUAUAUGUGGAAACACAUAAUAAACUGACCCAAACAAUAUUAUUUAAUUUAAAUCUCAAUUUAAGAGGAUACAUUUAGUAAGAUAUCAAUUGUUGUCCCUUAACUGCUGGGAUGAAUAAUACACAUGUUUAUGUAAUUUUAUUGUCAAUAAAGUUUGUUUCUCUCUCAUUAUUCCUUCACCAGUGCUGCCCCCUCCUGGGGACAUCCAGGUCCUGUUGCUGACAUUAGAUUCAGUGUCUCUGAGCUGGAGUUCUCCUCAGGGGCUGACAGGACCACAGACAUUCAGAGUGACCUGGGGGUGUGACGGUGAAACAAGCUCAACAAGAGUGAAAGGUGGGCAUCAUCUUGAAAUAAGCAGUCUCCAACCUGGUAAAAAGUACCAGUUCAGUGUGGCUAUAGAGGGAGAAGAUGGAAGCCAAAGCAAAUGUGUCUCAGCAUCCCUAUCCACAGGUACAGUAGGCUAACUUGUGUUUUUAUUCAGACUACAUCAUUAAUUCAUUCCUAGAGACAUUUUUGGACUCUCUGUCAAAAACAGCACAUCCUCUAUUCUAAACAAAUCUUGAUUUUUGUUCCAGUGGUCCCACCCAGAGAUUUCAAGAUAGACCAUUUGGAAGAGUCCUCCUUCACUCUCCACUGGUCCAAGGCUGAAGGGAUGGAGAAAGUCCCACAGCGCUUCUUCAUAUCCAACUGUAUCCCAGGAACAGACCCCCUCGCAGCCAUUACUGACGACUGCCACAAAACCUUCUCAAACCUGCAACCCGGCACCGAGUACACUGUUAGUGUUGCAACUGUGCUGAGCAAUGGGGAACAGAGUGAACCUGUCUCUACAACAAUCUGCACUAGUAAGAGAUCUUCCCCCAAUUACAGCUCAUCAUCUCUUUACUAGAAACUACAGUGAUUUUGUUGCAUUACAAAUAACAUUUUUGUUUUGUUGUUAGUGUUCUGUUCUGUUUUUUCUUUGUUUCGUUUUUUCCCCAUAUCAAAAGCCCUGGAUUUUUGUACUUUUCCACCUGUAAGGCUAUAAACAUUUUAUUAAAUUUUUUGAAAAUGAGGUGAGCUAAAAUUUAAGGUAGAACUAGGGCUUGCAUGUACAGUAACAAACAGUUACAUGACCUUUCAACAUCUUCAUAUCAGAACCAUGGACAGUGUCGUGACUUGACUUCAACAUUAACCUGAGGACUGUUAUUUAUCUAAUCAACUAUGAUUAAUUGUUACCCGAUUAAAUUAAUAAUGUAACAAUUAACUCAUAGGGAUCUGGGGCACCAUGAGAGGAGUUCUUUAAAGUCACCAUCUCCCAAAUUAAACUCUAAAAGGUCUUUACCUAUCACAUCUAUAAACAAUCAACGUAUUAUUUUUUUUAUUUUUUUUAUUUCACCUUUAUUUAACCAGGUAAGCCAGUUGAGAACAGGUUCUCAUUUACAACUGCGACCUGGCCAAGAUAAAGCAAGUAGUGCAAUAAAAACAACACAGAGUUACAUAUGGGUAAAAAAAAACAUAAAGUCAGAAAUACAACAGAAAAUAUAUAUACAGUGUGUGCAAAUGUAGCAAGUUAUGGAGGUAAGGCAAUAAAUAGGCUAUAGUGCAGAAUAAUUACAAUAGUAUUAACACUGGAAUGCUAGAUGUGCAAGAGAUGAUGUGCAAAUAGAGAUACUGGGGUGCAAAAGAGCAAAAUAAAUAACAAUAUAGGGAUGAGGUAGUUGGGUGGGCUAAUUUCAGAUGGGCUGUGUACAGGUGCAGUGAUCGGUAAGGUGCUCUGACAACUGAUGCUUAAAGUUAUUGAGGGAGAUAAGAGUCUCCAGCUUCAGAGAUUUUUGCAAUUCGUUCCAGUCAUUGGCAGCAGAGAACUGGAAGGAAUGGCGGCCAAAGGCGGUGUUGGCUUUGGGAAUGACCAGUGAGAUAUACCUGCUGGAGCGCAGACUACGGGUGGGUGCUGCUAUGGUGACCAAUGAGCUAAGAUAAGGCGGGGAUUUGCCUAGCAGUGAUUUAUAGAUGGCCUGGAGCCAGUGGGUUUGACGACGAACAUGUAGUGAGGACCAGCCAACAAGAGAGUACAGGUCACAGUGGUGGGUAGUGUAUGGGGCUUUGGAGACAAAACGGAUGGCACUGUGAUAGACUACAUCCAAUUUGCUGAGUAGAGUGUUGGAGGCUAUUUUGUAAAUGACAUCGCCGAAGUCAAGGAUCGGUAGGAUAGUCAGUUUUACGAGGGCAUGUUUGGCAGCAUGAGUGAAGGAGGCUUUGUUGCGAAAUAGGAAGCCGAUUCUAGAUUUAACUUUGGAUUGGAGAUUCUUUAUGUGAGUCUGGAAGUUGAGUUUACUGUCUAACCAGACACCUAGAUAUUUGUAGUUGUCCACAUACUCUAGGUCAGACCCGUCGAGAGUGGUGAUUCUAGUGGGGUGGGCGGGUGCUAGCAGCGUUCGAUUGAAAAGCAUGCAUUUAGUUUUACUAGUGUUUAAGAGCAGUUGAAGGCUACUGAAGGAUUGUUGUAUGGCAUUGAAGCUCGUUUGGAGGUUUGUUAACACAGUGUCCAAUGAAGGGCCAGAUGUAUACAAAAUGGUGUCGUCUGCGUAGAGGUGGAUCUGAGAGUCACCAGCAGCAAGAGCGACAUCAUUGAUAUACACGGAGAAAAGUGAUAAACUCCUUUCAUCUGCAAAAACCCGAGCCUUACUUAUGAUUCAGUACUACAGAAAUUAGUUUAUAAAUGUAAUGUAAAUGUAAUUGACUGGAAACUUAAUGUGAUGAAAACAGGUCCCUAGUGGAAUGACAACAACAUUGAUGCUUGUUAAAGAAGAGAGGGAGAGAAUCACUUAACAUUGCCACAUUCGGAAACUACUCUCCUCUACUGUAACCAUAUACUUUGCACACGAACCGCCGCCCUCUUUGAUAUGCCUGGUUCGCCAUGUAUCUCUCUCGGUGGACAGGGCCGCCUUGGAAAGGUAGUUGGGCCUUUUCGCGGCACGUUUGUAAGGCUCUGAUUGUCCAAAAGGGUUCCAACAAGUCUUGUUUUUCUCCUCUGUAGUUGUCUGGUAUCCGGUGACUUGUCAUGUAGUCCUGAACAGAACUACAGAAUUGAUUCUCCUUCCAUACGCUCUUGAAGUUGCUUCUUUGAAGAUAGGCUAGCCAGCCGUAUCGAUGGUUCCCCAGUGGGGUGAUGAGAGUAGCGUAAUACGGUGGUUUGAGCAGGGUAGCAGAUGGUCCUACUUAAAUUCGCUUUCGAAGAUGCCUUAAUUAGGGCAGCUAAUCAGCCGUACUAGUGACUGUCCGGGAGGUGAGUAUAUUUUCUUCACCUCGUGUUGAGAUUCAAAGUUCCAACCAUUUGAAACAUGUAGUGGCUGCUUCACAUUUUUCUGGUCUAGUAUGUUCAUUUAUUUUCCCACCAUUUAUACACUCUGCUCGAAAGGGGCCGUUCCGUCAGGCUGACACGCUCUCUGACCUCACUUCGGGCGGUGACUAGUAACUGCGAAGUUGUGAAAAACAUUUAUCUCUCAGAGCUUCUCAAAUCACAUCCCUCUCUUAACACAAAUACUUUCAUCAUUUUUCAUAUUACAUGCACAACGCAUAUGAUGGACACUUCGUAAAUGUAGUGGGUAUACUUUCCAAGUUACAGUAUUUCCUUUAUAUAAAUGUUUAAUGACAACACAAAAUAACAAACAGAAUGACCUUAGUGUCCAUCAUAUGGAUCGCCUCUGACCAUUCCCCACGUUCUACGUUCUAAAUAUUGUUCCAGUAUUCACUUUUGAAAGUGUUAAAGUUUCAGCUGGAAAAAGUCUGUUGAAACAGACAUUCCUUUGGUGAAUUUUGAGAGGGAGAGCCUGAAUGUUCUCCUUUGAUUUACUACAGGGCGUGAGCUGUUAACCCCUCCUAGUUCUUUCCUUCCCCCUCUACUGGUGAUUGGUCUGAUUGAAGUUAUUCAUUUCAAACCUGAUCUGACCUAUUUGUAUUCUCAUGGACAGUCAUUACAACAACCACAUCAUAUUUAGCUUACGUUGAUUGGACAAAAUCGUUUUUUGGUAUCUUUUAGUUGUCACUGUAUUCAACUAAGCAGAGGUGAUUUGAUGUUGAAGUUGAAAUGGUGCUGGAAUAGUGGAUGCAGCUCCUGUUUUCUUUGCAACUUGCGGUAACUCUCCAUGGUUCUAAAUCAAUAGUUGUUUAGCGGUCCUAAAAUGUUAAACAUUAACUUGCUUGACCACGCUGUAGGUCAUGUCUGUUACUGUACAUGCAAUAUGCUUUGUGGACUUCACUGGACAGAGGUUGCUCUUUGGGGGGGGGGGGGGGGGGUUCUCCUGUGAUUUUACACACACACAGCUACAUAUUAUACUCAACAAAAAUUAAAUGCAACAAUUUAAACAAUUUUACUGAGUUAAAGUUCUUACAAGAAAAUCUGUAAAUUGAAAUAAAUUCAUUAGGCCCUAAUCUAUGGAUUAGGCCCACCCACUGGGGAGCCAGGCCCAGCCAAUCAGAAUGAGUUUUUCCCCACAAAGGGCUUUAUUACAGACCGGGUGGCUGGUCUCAGACGAUCCCGCAGGUGAAGAAGCCGGAUGUGGAGGUCCUGCGCUGGCAUGGUUGUGAGGCCAGUUGGAAGUACUGCCAAAUUCUCUGAAACAAUGUUGGAGACGGCUUAUGGUAGAAAUAUGAACAUUCAAUUCUCAGGCAACAUCUCGGUGGACAGUCCUGCAGUCAGCAUGCCAAUUGCACAAUCCCUCAAUACUUGAGACAUCUGUGGCAUUGUGUUGUGACAAAACUGCACAUUUUAUAGUGCCCUUUUAUUGUUUCCAGCACCUGUGUAAUGAUCAUGCUGUUUAAUCAGCUUCUUGACAUGCCACACCUGUCAGGUGGAUGGAUUAUCUUGGCAAAGGAGAAAUGCUCACUAACAGGGAUGUAAACAAAUUUGAGAGAAAUAAGCUGUUUGUGCGUAUGGAACAUUUCUGGGAUCUUUUAUUUCAGCUCCUGAAACAUGGACCAACACUUUACAUUUUACGUUUAUAUUUUUGUUCAGUAUAGUAAAGACAAGAUUAAAUUGAGACUAGUCUGAUGGGUAAAAAUGUGAUUACUUGAUGAGAGAACAGUGUGUGCAGCAUGAAGCUUUUUUUGCUUGCACUCUGUCCCUAUAGUCCCAUCAUGCAGCCCAUAUGUUUUAGUUUGUAAGACAUUCUAAGGUUUCUGUAAUUCACAACUAAAGUUGCCAAAUAACUUUAAAUCUAGCAUAUAGGAUCUGUUUCAAAUGAUCACUUUUACACUCAGCAUAGCCACUUCAUAUGCGCAUGGGCUCUGGAUUGGGAGAAAUAUCCUUUCUAUUUUAUUCACAUAAAUUCAAUUAUAUUCUUCUUACUAUAACAUAAUUGCAUGAGACUUGAGCAUAUCUUGUCUGCUAAAUGAACAAGCCUACAACCUAUGGCAUGGUGCAUAGCCAGAUAAUAUACAGUAGGCCAACUCUUCUGUUCUUCCGAAAUACAUUUUCUUCAUAUCAUGUUUCUUUAGUCCUGCCUAAAAUAAAUCAUUGAUUUAUUGUGGUGGUGUAUAUUAAAUCAUUUAGACUUCUUAAAAUUGUUGAUGUUUCAAAGGCACACAUCAUAGCCCAGGUGUUUAUUUGCAUGAAUCACUGGACACAACAGGCGAUUUUUAGAGACAUGCUUCUAUUUCCUUAAUGCACACAGCUUUUGCUCAUUUGCAUAGUCAAUUUUUGAAUUCCACAGGGAUGCUGGCCAAUGUUGACUCCAAUGCUUCCCACAGUUGUGUCAAGUUGGCUGGAUGUCCUUUGGGUGGUGGACCAUUCUUGAUACAUACGUGAAACUGUUGAGUGUGAAAAAAACAGCACCGUCGCAGUUCUUGACCCAAACUUAUGCUCCUGGCACAUACCAUACUCCGUUCAAAGGCACUUAAAUAUUUUGUCUUGUCCAUUCACCCUCUGAAUGGCACAUGUAUAAAAUCCAUGUCUCAAUUGUCUCAAGGCUUAAAAAUCUUUCUUUAACCUGUCUCCUCCCCUUCAUCUACACUGAUUGAAGAGGAUUUAACAAGUGACAUCAAUAAGGGAGCAUAGCUUUCAACUGGAUUCACCUGGUCAGUCUUUCAUGGAAAGUGCAGAUAUCCUUAAUGUUUUGUAAACUCAGUGUAUAUCUGGAGUUAAACUGUAGCCCUGACAAUAAUGUAUUUAUUUCCCCUUAGUACUUCCUGCUCCAGAGCAGCUGAAUGUUGACUCAGUGGACACCACAUCAGCUGCUGUUAGCUGGAGCCAGCCACCAGGAUUGGACCAAACCCAACAUCAUUACCAGAUCUCCUACCGCUGUCCAGGGACAGAACCCCACAUCACUACCACAUCUUCACACAGCAUCACUCUCUCUGACCUGCAAUGUGGGACUCAGUACUCUGUCACUGUCUGCACUGUGCUGGAAAAUGGAAAGAAAAGUCAACUGGUGUCAACAACCCUCACCAAAGGUAACGAAGUACCCAACUAAAGUAUUAUAUCUAGUGUCAAAGUUAAUUAAACUUUAACUAGUUAUCAAAAUAACUAUGAUCUAAUCAUAAUGGAUGUGUCAGCAUGGGAUGUAAAGGUACAGUAUCUUCCCUGAUGAGAAAUAUAUGAUGGUGAAUUCCCUGGAUCUCAUGGUGCAGUUUGGUGCUGAAAUCAUUAAUGCUUCCCAUUAGUGUGAGUCAAUAUAUCAAGUAGUUGCUCUGCCUCUGCUUGCUUUAACUUGAUCAGUACUACAGUGUGAAACACUUGUUAUUGUGGAGAGGAUUUUUAAUCACAUUUUAAUUUCUAUUUAUAUAUUUUUUGGAGUGGCGGCAACAAUUUAGCAGCACAGCACCAUUGCUAAAUGAAUACAGCAGAAUCCCUUUAUUUUUGUUAUUUUACGAAUUCAUCUUUUGUUGUGUGACUUCUGUUUUUAGCUUAUUUCUUCCCAAACCUAAAAUAAUUGCAAGGCUGGCUUUUCUACUUUGACUACUAUUUUACUUUUCUUAGUGCAGUUUAUUUCUGGAGUUAAACUGUAACACUGACAAUAAUGUGUUUUCACUUAGUACUUCCUGCUCCUGACCAGCUGACUGUUGACUCAGUGGACACCACAUCAGCUGCUGUUAGCUGGAGCCAGCCACCAGGACUGGACCAAACCGAACAUCAUUACCAGAUCUCCUACCACUGUCCAGGGACAGAACCACACAUCACUACCACAUCUUCACACAGCAUCACUCUCUCUGACCUGAAACCUGCUACUAAUACUCUGUCACUGUCUGCACUGUGAUGGAAAAUGGAAAGCAAAGUCAACUGGUGUCAACAACCCUCACCACAGGUAAGGAAGUACCCUACUAAAGUAUUAUGUCUGGUGUCAAAGUUUAUUUAGUUUUAUCUAGUUAUCAAAAUGACUGAACUAAUCAUAAUGGAUUUGUCAGCAUGGGAUGUAAAGGUACAGUAUAUUUUCUACUUUGACUAAUAUUCUACUUUUCCUCCUGUUAAAGAUGAUAGAAAUCCUCAUCAUUUGAGCGUAAUUAUUUCUCUAUAGCCUUUACUUUCUCACUCUGAACGCGAAUGGGUGUGACUUCUUGACAACGAUCACAAUGGCUCCAAUGCACAGCGCCCCUGGAGCAAUUAGGAUUAAAUGCCUUGCUCAAGGGCAGAGCAACAUAUUUUUCACCUUGUCUGCUCCGGCAUUCGAACCAGCAACCUUUCGGUUACAGGCCCAACACUGUAACCUCAAGGCUACCUGCCUCUACCUUACCCCUAUCUACAGUGUCCUCCGUUAAUAUUGAGACUACCUGCCUCUACCUUACCCCUACCUACAGUGUCCUCUGUUAAUAUUGAGGCUACCUGCCUCUACCUUACCCCUACCUACAGUGUCCUCUGUUAAUAUUGAGGCUAACUGCCUCUACCUUACCCCUAUCUACAGUGUCCUCCGUUAAUAUUGAGGCUACCUGCCUCUACCUUACCCCUACCUACAGUGUCCUCCGUUUAAUAUUGAGGCUACCUGCCUCUACCUUACCCCAUAUCUACAGGUGUCCUCUGUUAAUAUUGAGACUACCUGCCUCUACCUUACCCUUACCUAGUGUCUUUCGUUAAUAUUGAGACUACCUACCUCUACCUUACCCCUACCUACAGUGUCCUCCGUUAAUAUUGAGGCUACCUGCCUCUACCUUACCCCUACCUACGGUGUCCUCUGUUAAUAUUGAGGCUACCUGCCUCUACCUUACCUCUACCUAGUGUCCUCCGUUAAUAUUGAGACUACCUGCCUCUACCUUACCCCUAUCUACAGUGUCCUCCGUUAAUAUUGAGACUACCUGCCUCUACCUUACCCCUACCUAGUGUCUUCCGUUAAUAUUGAGGCUACCUGCCUCUACCUUACCCUAUCUACAGUGUCCUCUGUUAAUAUUGAGGCUACCUGCCUCUACCUUACCCCUAUCUACAGUGUCCUCCGUUAAUAUUGAGACUACCUGCCUCUACCUUACCCCUACCUAGUGUCUUCCGUUAAUAUUGAGACUACCUGCCUCUACCUUACCCCUAUCUACAGUGUCCUCCGUUAAUAUUGAGGCUACCUGCCUCUACCUUACCCCUAUCUACAGUGUCCUCCGUUAAUAUUGAGACUACCUGCCUCUACCUUACCCCUACCUACAGUGUCCUCCGUUAAUAUUGAGGCUACCUGCCUCUACCUUACCCCUACCUACAGUGUCCUCCGUUAAUAUUGAGGCUACCUGCCUCUACCUUACCCCUACCUACAGUGUCCUCCGUUAAUAUUGAGGCUACCUGCCUCUACCUUACCCCUACCUACAGUGUCCUCCGUUAAUAUUGAGACUACCUGCCUCUACCUUACCCCUACCUACAGUGUCCUCCGUUAAUAUUGAGACUACCUGCCUCUACCUUACCCCUACCUACAGUGUCCUCCGUUAAUAUUGAGGCUACCUGCCUCUACCUUACCCCUACCUACAGUGUCCUCCGUUAAUAUUGAGCUACCUGCUCUACCUUACCCCUACCUACAGUGUCUCGUUAAUAUUGGACUACCUGCCUCUACCUUACCCUACUAGUGUCCUCGUUAAUAUUGAGGCACCUGUCCUACCUUACCCUAUUCAGUGUCACUCCUUAAUAUUGAGAUACUGCUCUACCUUUCACCUACCUCAGUGUCCUCCGUUAAUAUUGAGCUACCUGCCUACCUUCCCCUACCUACAGUGUCCUCCGUUAAUAUUGAGGCUACCUGCCUCUACCUUACCUACCUCUCCGUUAAUAUUGAGGCUACCUGCCUCUACCUUACCCCUAUCUACAGUGUCCUCCGUUAACAUUGAGUCUACCUGCCUCUACCUUACCCCUACCUACAGUGUCCUCCGUUAAUAUUGAGGCUACCUGUCUUUACCUUACCCCUACCUAGUGUCCUCCGUUAAUAUUGAGGCUACCUGUCUCUACCUUACCCCUACCUAGUGUCCUCGACAGUGCAGCAUUUCUUCUUAUGGCUCUAUACUCCAAAAGUUUGGAUUUGAAAUCAUGACUAUGAGGUUAAAGUGCAGACCGUCAGCUUUAAUUUGAUGGUAUUUUCAUCCAUAUCAGGUGAACCAUUUAGAAAUAACAUCAUGUGUAAUACAGUAGUUAAAAGUUUAGUAUUCUCAGAAUAUCAGGCGCGGGCUGAUAAAUGUACGUUUUCACAUUGCAUUUUCUUUUAGGGGGCAAGAGAAUUAACGAGGAUACUUUGAGCGCUUUAAUCAUAAUUUUUACAUUGCAAACAUUAACUAUCAUUUUUCAUGCUACGAAAGGUAGUGGAUCCGGCCAAAUAGGUUCUGUAACGCAUCAGUCCAAACUGGAGAGGUGCCGGAUCCUGUUCCCGAAGGAUCCAGCUCAAAUAAAGCACUGAUGAUACAAGUAAAACACAUUAACACAUUACCAAAGAUCUUACCUUAAUAAUUUGUGAUUCAGUACAUUUCCAGUGGUGGAAGAGACCCUCCAGAGUUGCUGCAGUGUGUGUUCUACUGGCUGUGAUCAUAGGCCUGUGGGAUUCCUGUAAGUUUUUUAUAUAUUUUUUUUACUAAAACAUUUGUAGUCAAUGUUGUGACAGUUACACAUUUUGAUUGACUUUUCCCUUUUACAGAUGCCACUUUAGAGCGAGACCAGCUACAGAAUAGUCUAAAUACCAGGACCACCGAGAGAGACCAGCUACAGAAUAGUCUGAACACUAGAACUAUGGAG